CGCGGCUUCAGUGGCGGCGGCGCCUGCCCGGCUCCAAGAUGGCGCGCGGUCACGUGACGGGGGUGUGGGCCGCGUCCCGGCGGAAGCGUGAGGGACCGAGCAGGGAACGGCGGCUGGCGGCGGCGGGAGCGGGGCUGGCGCCGCAGGAGCAGACGUGCCGCAGGGCGGGGGACACGGCUGUCACCACGGAGUCCGCCAGCAGCAACACCGCGGCGGCCACCGCCGCUUCGCGGGCCGCGGGUGCCGGGGACCAGGCAAGCUCGCUGCCCCCGCCCAGGAUGCAGCGCAGGAAGAGGAACGCGGGCAGCAGCUCGGAUGGAACGGAGGACUCGGAUUUCUCCACGGACCCCGAGCACACGGACAGCUCCGAGAGCGACGGCACCUCCCGGCGAUCCGCCCGCGUCACCCGCUCCUCGGCACGCCUCAGCCAGAGCUCCCAGGACUCCAGCCCGGUGCGGAACCCGCCGGCGUUCGGGCCGGACGAGCCGGUGUACUCCACGCGGAGGGUGACCCGCAGCCAGCAGCAGCCGGCUCCUGUCACCCCCAAGAAGUACCCGCUGCGACAGACCCGCUCCUCGGGCUCCGAGACCGAGCAGGCCGUGGACUUCUCGGACAGAGACACCAAAAACGCGGCUGACCACGACGAGUCGCCGCCCCGCACGCCCACGGGCAACGCGCCGUCCUCGGAGUCCGACAUCGACAUCUCGAGCCCCAACGUGUCCCACGACGAGAGCCUGGCCAAGGACAUGUCCAUGAAGGACUCGGGCAGCGACCUCUCGCACCGGCCCAAGCGCCGCCGCUUCCACGAGAGCUACAACUUCAACAUGAAGUGUCCCACGCCCGGCUGCAACUCCCUGGGACACCUGACCGGGAAGCACGAGCGCCACUUCUCCAUCUCGGGGUGCCCUCUCUACCACAACCUCUCGGCAGAUGAGUGCAAGGUGCGAGCACAGAGCCGGGACAAGCAGAUUGAGGAGCGGAUGCUGGCCCACAGGCAGGAUGACAACAACAGGCACGCCACCAGGCACCAGGCCCCCACAGAGAGGCAGCUGCGGUACAAAGAGAAGGUGGCUGAGCUCAGGAAGAAGAGGAACUCGGGGCUCAGCAAGGAGCAGAAGGAGAAAUACAUGGAGCACAGGCAGACCUAUGGCAACACCAGGGAGCCUCUCCUGGAGAACCUGACCAGCGAGUACGACCUGGAGCUGUUCCGCAGGGCCCAGGCCCGCGCCUCCGAGGACCUGGUGAGAUCCCUCCCCAGGCACAGCCCCGGGGGCUCUGGGGGCAGCACGGGCUGGGGGCGAGUGCCAGCUGUCCCCAGGGGGUGCUGGAGCUGAGCUCUGUGCUCAGGA
Molecule: messenger RNA, 1349 nt
Organism: Motacilla alba alba
Lineage: Eukaryota; Metazoa; Chordata; Aves; Passeriformes; Motacillidae
Gene: KAT7
Product: lysine acetyltransferase 7
Exons: 8
Coding region: 39-1334 (431 amino acids)
Biological process (GO): regulation of DNA-templated transcription
Cellular component (GO): nucleus
Molecular function (GO): zinc ion binding
Source: RefSeq, a predicted model, not a curated record